This is a messenger RNA of Jaminaea rosea, 4060 nucleotides long. RefSeq lists its product as hypothetical. NCBI's taxonomy places the organism in Eukaryota, Fungi, Basidiomycota, Exobasidiomycetes, Microstromatales. The record is from RefSeq and is a predicted model, not a curated record. The coding region runs from base 28 to 3807 and encodes 1259 amino acids. The transcript has a single exon.
AGCAGGACGAGCAGUUGUGGCCGCAUGAUGCCCUCCCCAGGCAUCCUCCCCGGGUCGCGGCCCAGCAACGAUUCGAUGCGCAGUAAUACCAGCUGGCCUUUGCUUCCGGACGGUCGGCGCAAGAGUCAGCUACGCACUGGCCGCAUGGUCAUAGACUCCCCAACGUCCAUCGCAGUCGUGGGUGGCGCUGUGACGCCUGAGGAGGCACCCAGGAACCUCAGCACCGUCACUGGCGGUCCCCAUCGACUCCCAAGCGCUGGUGGCAACAGCGAAGGAAGUUGCGGCCACAGCGAUCCUCAACGCAGCGCGGGCUCUCGCGCCGAGACGCCACGCUUCUUUGCUCAGCGCUUCUACGAUAUACCGAGUACGGCGACCACUCCCAAGGAGACCGACGUACGCCGAUCCCGUCGAAGGCUAGUGGACUUGCCAGAGACCAAAUGUGUAGGAGACUCAGCUCCUAUUCGUCACGCCUCCGAACCUUCACGCCCAUCCACCGACUCAUUCGCAAGCCGCGACGAGGAGGACUUUUGGACGCCCUCCCGAAGCCCAUCUGCAGCGGCUAUGGUGCGCUCGGGACCCACGCCAGACCGCAGUAGUGCCUACCUAAUGCCACCAAUCGACCUUCACAAUGAUCCGUUGCCGACCACCGACAAGACCCAUGCAUGGCAAAGCCGAAGUCCGGUAAUUCACUCUCGACCCCUCGUGCUCCCUCAAGUGGCAACGCUGGCAGCAUUCGAACGCCAGGCGCGCCCUCGUGCGCCGAGCCUGAAGCAAGUGUACUGCCGUGACGACGAUCCACAGGAUGAGAUACACAGCGCCAGCGCAGAGCAAGCUCACUUUGGCACCGCUGCCGCCCUCGCCGCUCGCUGCCGUUCGCAUUCCACCGGCGAGGAUGCCCGCUGGUCCAUUGACUCAUACCGUAGCGACAUGGCCUGCCUAGGCGAUAGCGGCAGCGAAAACGGCGAUGACGGACACUACUACGAGCACGAGCAAGAUAGUCAUUCGUGUGGUGCCAGCUGCGACUCGCAUUCGCCAGUGAGCGACGCUGAGACACCUUCUACGCCCGUCCAGCUUGUUCAAGUUGCCAAGAAGUCGAUUGCUAGGACCGACGCCAUUCUUCUUGUUGGUCGCGGUGCCAAGCACUAUGUCGAAGCUGGGGUCCAAGCGGUUCCACAAAUAGGCCUAGCUUCUUGUGUGCCGGGCAUGGAAUUUUCUCACCACGAGGCCUCCCUGAAUAUCCGCCGCUCCCGACCGCAGCUCACCAUUGACACUGUCAUGUGCAACUUCACCGUCGCCAAGACAGCGUCUCUACCGCCAGCUCUAGCCGACUCCAAGCCGGAUGUAUCAGCCACACUUCCUUCCAUACCUGCCGUGGUGCAGUGCCCAAAUUGUCAACAUUGCUUCGACUGGGUCGGUGGCAAAGGAGAUGCCGCUGACCGUGAGGAGCACAGCAUCCAGCCAUCCGUCUCACCUGCUGUUACAGCCAAAUCUCUAGCUCGGGCACGAGUAGAGGCUCGCUCUGCCAUGCGAAGCUCCAGCCUGGGUCGGGUCGAAGAGCUCGAGAGCAAGGCAAGCAAGGCCAGUCUGCGAGCCGAAGCGCGCACUCAAGCAGCUACGCCUGCUUCGCUUUCCUGCAAAUACCGCAACAUCCGCAGCGCCGAUGGUCCACAAGGUACACCAAGCAAAGAGGGCAGCUUCACGCCCGCUAACGAUCUUCAACGCUCUGCUACGCCGCAGGUGGCCGGCCGUGACUAUCCCGCUGUCGACAUCUUCCAGGGUCGCAUCACGCCGGCAGGCAGCAUGAAGAGCCGCUUCGAUCCAAGCUCGCAACGCAGCGUCGCCACUCCCGAUCUACAACAGCACCACCUCGGUGAGCGUCCGUCUUCUCGCACAUCUUUUACCGACUCUAUCACCUCUAAGCUUCGCCACCACCGCGACUCAUUCUCAUGCCUGCCGCUGCCGGUCCACAACAACCCGAACUCCUCCGUCUUCACACCAGACAGCCGUUCAGGAUCGAGCGUCGGCUCACUAAGCGGGAUGGUCAGCAAGCUACCGUCUACGACGGCCCUGCCUUUACGUCGCAAGCACACACAGACGUCUGGCAAGUCGAAUGAGACGACAGAGACGACGCCUGCCUCGUUCGCGCAUCAUGCCUUGCCCGAACCCGUCGCUCAGCCACUCAACGAGGUCUGCCCGUGGGAAGACGAGGAGCAGCCACAGCAGGGCGCUAUUGCCUCUUGCAGCAAUAGUGUGGCUGCUGUGCGUGGUCAGUCGGCCCAGUGGAAGAUUGACGGCGCCGACUUAGAAGACGACGCUGACCUGUCGACCAUGGCGCCACGCACCCCUUCCAAGUCAAAGGCGCUCAAGGUGCUCGGUAUACCCGAUCCCGCCGCAUCGGCCAUAUCACUUUCCGCUGUCUCCUCGUGCUCUGCCUCGCGUUCGCUCUCCAAGAGAAGCGACAGCCGCUCGGGCAGUAGCGGCCAUAGCGCUGGCAGUCGCUUGGCGCGUCGCGUGUCCGUCAAGACCUCAAUCUCCUCAUCCUUUGAAGCCACACAUAUCUCUGGCUACUCGAGGAGCCCAAAUUUGGCUGGAGUUGGCGCUACGGCGAGCAGUCCUGCUCAACCCCAGUCUUCAACCGCUCACUAUGUGCUGGCAAGCGCCGCAAUUCCUCCACCCUUGGCAAGCGUCUUUGUCGGGAGCCGCUCGCGUCCUUCAAGAGUGCGACGUCAGCCAUCGACGCAGGAUGUGGGCUCGCAGGUGAAGACUGGUACCAGCAACACCAGUAGUGCGGUAGCCACGACUGGGUCGACGGCGACGUCAAACUCCGGGUGCUUUCCAACGCAGCGAGGCGGCAGCUACGACUAUCCCACGCAGGUGGUGGCCGCCAUACAGCAGCAAGCAGCAGCGCUUCCCUCGCCGCCAUUGCCCCCUCCUUCGUCGUCCUCUGCUUUGGCCGUGCCUCUCCAAGAGCCUAGCAGUAACAGCGCGACGCCAGUCACGCCCUCCUCUGGGUUACGCAAGCUUCGCCACGCCUUCAAAAGAGGAGCUGCGCGACCCGCAAGCGCUGGCAACAACGAGUACGGCGAGAGUCGCCCUCAUUCGCGAGGAGGCAACAGUGCUGGCUGUGGCGUCUUUGCGGCUGCCGCUGCACCGCACUAUGCACAUGCCGUACUCGCAGGCUCUCCCGCUAUCUGGCCAUCUACGCCCGAGAGGCCUAUGCACUGCCUUCCUCCUCGCCCUUGUCCUUCCAGCCCUUUGGCCUCGUCGGGCUGCACGCCCCUCAAUGCUCCUGCGCCUUCGCCCAAGUUGACCCUGCCGGCAGCAACUGCGGUAUACCCACGCAGAGUUCCCUCAGACGGCCUCGCCCCCCGUCGUGUCACCUCCAUCCGCCUGCCGCCUGUUGAGUCCCUCGAGUCUGUGCGCUCGGAGCGAGAAGAGAUCGAAGGCUUGGUUGGGGCGGAUGACCCGAAAGCGAGCAUCAGCGCUGGCCGUAGAACUACUCCCAUCGAAGGCGCACAUUCGACUUCUGCCGCUACGUCGUACUCAGGGUCAAGCGGCACGACGGACAUGCUUGACCUGCUUAGCACAGGCAAAGGCAUCUCGUCUUUGAGAUCGAGGCCCUUCAGGGCACCAUCGACAAAUGGAACUUCUUCGCAGUAUCCUCCUGCUCAGCAUCAUCAGCAGGACGGUCCACCACGCCAGCAAAGGGAGCGCUCCAAGAGCCUGACUCGCAGGAGGCGCGAGUUUGAGGCCUACUACCAGAGGAAUUCGGGAUCGGAUUGGAAUCCGAGGGUGGAUUAUUUAUGACCAUGUGGGGGCGCACUGUCUGCGAGAAUGCCGCUGCUGGCUUACUAUUCACGCUCUCUUUCGUUUCGUCGAUUGCUCCAUCUCGACUCGAUAGUCUAUCCGCACUCGCCCCCCUCCCUACCUCAGAAGAAGCAAGGCGGGCUGAGGUAAAUGUGAGGCUAUUCGCGCAGGGCAGAUGAAUUUAAUGUGGUCCCUUUGUUCAGUACAGCGAGAUGCGUAGAGGAAAGAGCGGGCAAAGUAGGCCAUUGACGCG